UCCUUCUCAUUUGGUUUCAACACCAUAUUCAGAAAACAGAGGUGAGAGAGUGUGUGUGCUUGUAGAAAAUGAAGCUAAUGGCGGGGUUAUUCGCGAUAAUUGUGACCGUUUUGGGGGUUUCGAUCGAAGGGUACGACUGCAAAGUGGUGCAGUUUAUCUUCGGGGACUCGCUCUCGGAUGUUGGCAACAACGAACACCUCUCCAGGAGUUUAGCCAAGGCGAGUUUGCCGUGGUAUGGUAUCGAUUUCGGGAAUGGAUUGCCUAACGGAAGGUAUACCAAUGGUCGCACCGUUGCUGAUAUCAUAGGGGAUAAAAUGGGACUACCACGGCCACCAGCAUUUCUAGAUCCGUCACUGACUCAAGAUAUGAUAUUGGAAAAUGGAGUGAAUUAUGCAUCUGGAGGUGGAGGGAUAUUGAAUGAAACUGGUGGUCUCUUUAUCCAAAGGCUUUGCAUGUACAAGCAGAUAGAGUUGUUUCAAGGAACACGGGAUCUGAUAGUAGCAAAAGUAGGGCAAACAGAAGCUGACAAGUUUUUCCAAGAAGCCAAAUAUGUGGUGGCUUUAGGAAGCAAUGACUUCAUCAACAACUACUUGAUGCCUGUUUACAGCGAUUCUUGGACUUACAAUGAUCAGACCUACAUGACCUACCUAAUGGAAACUCUCCAAGACCAGCUUACGAUAUUGCACGGGUUAGGGGCGCGGGAUCUAAUGGUGUUUGGACUGGGACCAAUGGGUUGUAUUCCACUCCAAAGGGUGCUAAGUACAUCAGGGGCGUGCCAGCAAAAAACAAACAACUUGGCUCUGAGCUUCAACAAAGCCACAAGCAAGCUUGUGAGUGAAUUGUCAACCAAGCUUCCCAAUGCUAGCUACAAAUUUGGAGAUGCUUACGAUGUUGUCAAUGAUGUCAUCACCAAUCCUCAAAAAUAUGGAUUCAGCAAUUCAGACUCGCCAUGUUGCUCAUUCGGGAGAAUCAGACCGGCUCUAACAUGUGUCCCUGCAUCAACUUUGUGCAAAGACAGAAGCAAGUAUGUGUUCUGGGAUGAGUACCACCCGUCCGACAGUGCUAACGAGUUAAUAGCUAAUGAAAUGAUUAAGAAUCUUGGAUGGACCACCGUUGCCAAUAAUGGUACGAAUGGCCCUUCCCCUGCUCCAGCAGCCAUUGCUCCAUCCCCACAGGGCUAAUAUGAGUUUUUCUUGUUUCCCUUUCUUUCUUUCUUGUGCAUGCAUGGUUGAAUGUGAAGGAUCUAGUUUCUAAUUUUGUUUGUAAUCUUUGAUUCCAAAUGUCAUACAGUAGUAUAUAAUAAGAGUUGAGUUGAGUUGA
Molecule: messenger RNA, 1320 nt
Organism: Rhododendron vialii
Lineage: Eukaryota; Viridiplantae; Streptophyta; Magnoliopsida; Ericales; Ericaceae
Product: GDSL esterase/lipase At1g74460
Exons: 5
Coding region: 69-1181 (370 amino acids)
Molecular function (GO): hydrolase activity, acting on ester bonds
Source: RefSeq, a predicted model, not a curated record